AAAUAAAACUGCCGUCAAAUCAUUGCAGCGAUUCUAUCUUAUCGGAAGAUAAUCAUUUGCAGUGUUUUGGCCAUCGUAAUUAUUACGUAGCACAAACCAUACUUUGUUUUGCAAAAUUUCCAAUCCGUGACGUUCUGCCGAUAAGGCUACUGGAUGGAGAGGGCGAUAUAAAUAGUGAUCCACCGCAACAAGGAUUCAGUUUUCGCUUCGAAAUAGCAAGAGUAGCACAUCGAACAUGGGCAGAUCAGUUACUGUGUUAGUAUUCGCUUUGGCAUCGCUGGCAUUGGCCUCGGCCCAAUGUCCGCGGAUCAUCAAUCGCGCCGGUUGGGGUGCUCGGUCAGCCAGUACCGGCACUUUGCCGAACCGACCCGCGCCUUGGGUCGUGAUCCACCACACCGCUGGAGCCCACUGCACAACGGAUGCGGCCUGUGCCCAGCAGAUGCGCAACAUUCAGGCGAUGCACAUCGACACCAACCGCUGGGCGGACAUUGGCUACAAUUGGUGCGUCGGAGAAAAUGGAGCCGCCUACGAGGGACGUGGCUGGGGCCGACAGGGUGCCCACGCGCCAAGCUUUAACGACCGCUCGGUUGGGAUAUGUGUGCUGGGUACCUUCACCAAUGGUAUUCCCAAUGUGGCCGCUCGCAACGCCGUCCAGCAGCUGAUCUCGUGUGGGGUCGCAGCCGGACACAUCAGCAACUCGUACUGGCUGAUUGGACAUCGGCAGGCCAAUCCCACCGCUUGCCCUGGGGAUGCAUUCUUCAAUCACAUCCGCACCUGGCCGCGCUUCAAUCCGAAUCCGUGAGAUGGGUGGAGUGAAACAUAUUUUGUUACGUUGGUUUUCGUAGCCUGUAGAGAAAAUAAAUUUUGUUUCAAUUUA
Toxorhynchites rutilus septentrionalis is the source of this 877-nucleotide messenger RNA. Its product is annotated as peptidoglycan-recognition protein SC2-like. Gene Ontology annotation, biological process: innate immune response; peptidoglycan catabolic process. Lineage: Eukaryota; Metazoa; Arthropoda; Insecta; Diptera; Culicidae. The transcript has a single exon. The record is from RefSeq and is a predicted model, not a curated record. Bases 236 to 802 code for a protein of 188 amino acids. Gene Ontology annotation, molecular function: zinc ion binding; N-acetylmuramoyl-L-alanine amidase activity; peptidoglycan binding.